This is a messenger RNA of Mus musculus (house mouse), 1636 nucleotides long. RefSeq names its product RIKEN cDNA D030056L22 gene. Lineage: Eukaryota; Metazoa; Chordata; Mammalia; Rodentia; Muridae. The record is from RefSeq and is marked validated. Bases 90 to 581 code for a protein of 163 amino acids. The transcript has 2 exons.
CACAACGUCUCGUCCGCCCUCGGGACAGCCGAGCUCUGCGCUGCCCUUCGCCCUCCGCCCGCCGCCCGCGCGACCCUCGUCCCUGGCCCAUGGCCAAGCGGCGUGCGGCUGAGCCGCUCACGUUCCGCGUGCCUUGGAAGCGGCUCCUGCUCAGCGACUUCCCCGAGGAGCCGCCGCUCUGGGUCCCGCCGUCUGGGACGGCUCGGCCCCUCAAGCGCCAGGGGGACGCGGGGAUCAUGGCGGAGCCUGCGUCUGCGCCCCGCAAGCGACGCGGCGGCGGGGACGACAGACAGGAGCUGCAGGGCUGUAGCCGGGAGCCCGGAGAGCCACCUCCUGGCGAGCAGGAGGAACCCCGGGCCGCGGGCGGCGGCGACAGAGUAGAAAGCGCGGGCAGCCCGCAGGUAGCCGACGGGGUGCACAGCCAGCAGCCUGAAGAGUUUUGGCAGUAUAAUACAUUCCAGUAUUGGAGGAACCCUCUGCCACCUCUUGAUCUGGCAGCUCUUGAAGAUGUGAGUGCAAACAGCCUGACAGAGACACUUGAGGACAAGAAUGAAGGAGUUGAGAUUGACAUGGAGUCCUGACAGAAGCAUCUGAAGAAAUGGGAUUCUCUGAAUUUGAGGCGACCUGAAGGAAAAGUUCUUUUCCAUACUUGACAUGAUCCUUUUUUCAAACCUGAAAACUAGGAAGGGUUUUGGGAUAAAUAACUAAUGACUACUGAAUCUCCUAAUGGAGAGCUGUCGAGGGUGUGGGACAGCUGCAGACAAAAUACUUGUGUUUGCAUUUUUAAUGAAAAAGUUUUGUUCACGCUCUUGACUUUGAAGAUGCUUAUCUUGGAAAAGGAGGUUUUGGCAGUUUCAGAGGAAGCCCUCAGGUCUACCGCACUUGUUCUGUCAAAUGUCCCUUUGCACCACAAAGCUUAUUUGUGGUACACGGAAUGAAUACAUUUAUACAGCUGAUGCUCAUAAAUACUCGCUAGUACAUCUUAUUGGAUCCCCUUGGUUGAACAAAUAGGAGACUUGAGUAUCUAUGCAAAAUUAAAAUGUGAGAUUGUUUUUGAAAGCUAACCUUGUUUUACAAGAGUGUAAACUUAAACUAGUGAGAACUUCCAUUUGGGUAGCGUGUUUUACCUUUCGCUAUUUGCUGUUUAUUAACAGCAUAGGCGAUGAAUCUAGCCAAACAAUGGAUAGAGAACAGUAGGAAGCAGACACCUGCCCCUCCUGCCUUUUCUGAGGUGAAAGAAAUGAUCUGGUCAGCUUACUGAUUUUGUUCUGAGGACAUUUUUUAUAUAGUUUAUAUUACUUUAGACCUGUAGUUCUCAACACUGAUAUAGCACUUUAGCCAUUUCUGCUCGAGCCCUGGUCCUAGAGAGAUCUCAGUCAAUUAUUUGAAGGUGGUUUUACACAUAGGUUUUUGUUUUAUUUUGGUUUUUUGCACCGAUUCUUUAUCCCUGUGUUGUGCAGAUGGGGCCAGAACCACUAGACUAGCAGCCUUUCCUGUUUAAAGGAGAUCACUAGUGAGAGCUGAAGCAAUGCCUCUUCAUUCCUUUUGUCGGUAUCUUGUUAUGUUACUUGAUUUGUCAUUACUAAGUUAUUGUGUUACAAUUUUAUUUUUAAUAAAGUAUACUGUUUAUGUUUGA